Messenger RNA from Drosophila yakuba, 2544 nucleotides. RefSeq names its product DNA ligase 3 (gene DNAlig3). The record is from RefSeq and is a predicted model, not a curated record. NCBI's taxonomy places the organism in Eukaryota, Metazoa, Arthropoda, Insecta, Diptera, Drosophilidae. Gene Ontology annotation, cellular component: DNA ligase III-XRCC1 complex. Gene Ontology annotation, molecular function: DNA ligase (ATP) activity; ATP binding; DNA binding. Bases 73 to 2490 code for a protein of 805 amino acids. The transcript has 4 exons. Gene Ontology annotation, biological process: mitochondrial DNA repair; lagging strand elongation; DNA biosynthetic process.
GUGAGUCGAACUUCUGUUUGCAUUGCUCUGUAAAAAAGACAAAUCCAUUUAGAAUUUGCAGUUAGUGUGCGUAUGAUUUUGCACAGACUAACGUGGCAGGCCAGGUUUCUAACUCGCUUUGUGUGUAAUAAGAUGGCUAGCAAAGGAAUGCACCAUGAGGACAACAAGUUGGACACCUUCCGUCGCAUCUGCGAUGAAAUAGCCGGCGAGUCAAGUUACCUGAAGAAGGCGGAGAAACUGCAGCGAUUUUUCGAAAAGGGAAGCAGUGGCAAGGGCUUCAAGGGCGACACCCUGCUCUGGGUGCAGUUCCUCAUCCCGGAGGCCAACCAGCGGGUCUACAAUCUGCAGAACAAGGCGCUGAUCAAACUCUUUUCGCGCAUUUUAAAUGCAAACCAGCAGCAAAUGCAUCUGGAUCUAGAGCAGGAUGGAGACGUUUCGGAAACGCUGCGCAAGCACUUUGCCGCUUCUAGGAAACUCAAGCCACAAGUGCAAAGCAAGCUCUAUCUGCAGGAGGUGGAGGAGAUGCUCCUAAAACUGGUGGAGCGUACCAAAGAGGAUGAGCAGACCAAACUGCUGCACGAGUUGUGCUCGAAGGCAACAGACUUGGAUCUGCGCACCUUUAUUCGCUUGGUGAAGCACGACUUAAGAAUCAAUGCGCGGGCCCGGCACAUCCUGGAUGCCUUUGGUCCUGAAGCCUACCCCGCAUAUCAGUCCUCCCGCGAUUUGGUGGCGAUUGUGAGACAGUUUGCCGGCAAGGAAAAUAAAAAGGAUGCCCCUAGCCCGGCUAAGAAAGCUAAAAAAACGAACUCGAGUGCGAUUCAGGUAAUGACGCCCAUAUCGCCCAUGUUGGCCAGUCCCUGCAAGUCGGUGGAGGAGGCCUUCAAGAAGAGUCCUGCUGGACUGUAUAGCGAGAUCAAAUACGAUGGAGAGCGGGUUCAAAUCCACAAGCAGGGCAACGAUUUCAAGUUCUUUAGCCGCAAUCUGAAGCCUGUGGUGGAUCACAAGAUACGGGCUCUUAAGGAGUAUAUACCGCAAGCCUUUCCUGGCGGCGGUGAAAUGAUAUUGGACUCUGAGAUCAUUCUAGUCGACACUGACACGGGAGCACUGCUGCCCUUUGGAUCGUUGGGUGCCCAUAAAAAGCAGACUUUCGCCAAUGCAGCAGUAUGCUUAUUUGUGUUUGAUUGCAUACUGUACGAUGGCGAGGAUUUGACCCAGUUGCCAUUCCGAAAACGUCGUGAGAUCCUUGAGCAGAAUAUUGAACCCAUUAAAUCCCACGUGCAGCUGUCGGAGUCGGAGUUCCUAAAGACCACGAGGGAACUGGCCGUGAUGACGGCCAGGGUGUUACAUGCCAAUCUGGAGGGAGUGGUCCUGAAAAGUCCAUCUAGCACAUAUCAGCCAGGCAAAAGAAACUGGCUUAAGGUUAAGAAGGAUUACCUUUUCGAUGGAAAGAUGGCUGACACAGCCGACUUGGUAGUUCUGGGAGCUUGGUAUGGAUCAGGGAAGAAAGGUGGCACGCUUAGCAUUUUCCUCAUGGGAUGCUACGAUGCGUUUGGACGUCUGUGGAAGACAGUGACCAAAGUACACUCUGGAUUGGAUGAUGCUACCAACGCAGAGGUACAUGAUUCACUGAUCAAGCUAACCGAACGUGCUGAUGCCAACGCAAUGCCCAGUUGGCUAUUGUGCAGUAAGUCCCUGGUGCCAGAUGUACUGGCCAAGGAUCCGCUUGAAAUGCCAGUAUGGGAGAUUACUGGCGCCGAGUUCACAAAGUCUGAUGCGCAUACCGCGUCUGGAAUCUCGAUAAGAUUUCCCAGGAUUACUCGUCGUCGUAGUGAUAAAUCGACAAAAGAGGCCACUGAUCUGGCCCACUUAGAAGAUCUUUUUGAAGCCUCAAAAAAGAAUGUAAAUGUUGAUUUGCUGCUGGCCAAUUGUAGUAAGGAUGAGAAACCAAUUGAUAUCAAAUCAACUCCCCAAAAAGAGAAAAAUCUAAAUGGCAAUCGAUCAAGUAGUAGUAAGAAACUAAAAAGGUGCAAAACUGGUUCAGAUGAUGAAGACGAGGCUCCUGCGCGCAGCAAACACAAGGAGGCAAAAGCGACGAGAAGCUUGUCGCCUUCGCAAAAGGGAUUAAAGGAUUUUUUCAAGCCCAGCAAAGAGCUGAAAUCAGUAGUAAAAAAGGAACCAAAGGAGAACGAAAACGCUAUUGAACCAACUAGCUCAAAAGGCAAGCUAUUUGAAGGAUUGGUGGCUCACUUUGCCAUGGAAAAAGAUUCCAGCAAACUGAUGCAGCAGUUUACGGAGCAUGGAGGAAGCUGUACAACGGAUCCGCGAAAAGCUAAUCUGGUUUUUUAUAAUACACACGAGACAUCGGACCUGGAGAAGCUAAGAACGCUCUAUCGUCGUAGCUGCCGGCACUUGAAUGUAAGGUGGCUCCAAACCUCUCUCGAUACUCAGAGUCGACAGCCUUAUCCCACAUACGCCGUGAUGAUGAAAUGAUGAGUCGAAUUCUAAAUCAUUUUCACUCAGAAAUACAUGCUUGAUUAAACCGAA